AUGGCCGAACGCGAAGAGGACACCUGGGAGGUCGAGGAGCUUUCCACGGAGAGCGCCUCAGAAGAGGAGCCCGAAGAAAGCCCGGAGCAGGAGGCGGAUGCUGCGGAGGAAGCUCAGCUUCCCCGGCAAGAAGAGAUCGAUCUUGCACCUUCUCAGGUGUUUUUCACCCACGACCACAUCUCCUCCAAAUUCCGGUCUGGCACCUUGAUUGACGAUGCAGUUCGCGACAUUAUCAACGGCGACAAGGCUUUCGAUGAUUUCCCUAGCAUCUUGUGCACCAGGUUCCGUGAGAAACUGUUCUCUAUUAACAACAGGCGACUAUUUGUUGCUCGAGUCCUGGAACAGAUGGGUUGUCUUCAUUUGAUUCACAUUGUCGUCGUUGCCUUAGACGAUCCGUACCUACAAAGAGAAGGGGAUGGUGGGCUCACGAAGUGGGAAAGGUCUUUUUCUACGACAAACGGUGGCAAGUUCGUUCGUGUACGGAGUGACUUUUGGAAGUUUCAAGCACUGGCCAUGCCGGAGAAGCCUAUCAGAGCCCGAGGCGCAGCAAGGCAAGUCACAGCCCCGAGAUCAGUUCUCAUUUGGCAGGGAACUGCCGCCCUGAAAAAGAAUGAUGAUCCCAAUCCCCGCAAGAGACUGCAGGAGGCCAAAUGGAAGUUGCAGCAGAGCUUGCCAAGCGAUAUCCUCGACCAGAUCGGCAACACCUACUGCAUUUCAUGGGAGAUCAUAACUCACCCGCGCAGCUGCUGUGAAACUUACGCCAGCCUUGAACUGCCCAAACUUUCCGGAGGGCGUGCAAGCAAUGCGUGA
This is a messenger RNA of Symbiodinium sp. CCMP2592, 810 nucleotides long. The record is from the annotation of a GenBank genome assembly. NCBI's taxonomy places the organism in Eukaryota, Dinophyceae, Suessiales, Symbiodiniaceae.